AUGGAAGCCCACUUGGAUGCUCUUGAUCUUUGGGAAGCUGUGGAAGAGGAUUAUGAAGUUGUUCCGCUGCCUACAAAUCCCACCAUGGCCCAGAUCAAAAACCAUAAGGAGAGGAAAACCAGAAAAUCAAAGGAGGAGUAUGCCGGUGAUGAUAGGAUUCGUGGUAUGAAAGCUCUCAAUUACAUAAGAGAGUUUGAAUUGCAAAGAAUGAAGGAGUCAGAGACAGCCAAAGAAUACUUUGAAAGGCUGCUCGAUAUUGUCAAUAAAGUAAGGUUACUUGGCACUACUUUUGACAAUUCGAGAAUUGUUCAAAAAAUGUUAGUUACUGCUCCUGAAAAAUAUGAAGCAUCCAUUACAACUUUGGAGAAUACAAGGGAUUUGUCCACAAGCACCUUAGCAGAGUUAUUAAACUUGUUUCAGGCUCAAGAACAGAGGAGAUCUAUGAGGCAAAAUGGUUUUGUUGAGGGAGCUCUCCCAGUCAGACAUCAUGAAGAAAAGGACUUUCAGAGGAAGCAAGCUGGUUCAAACGAUGAGCAAAUCAUAGCUGAUCGCAAUCGUGGCAAAGGUGGAGGCUCAAAAGAAUAUCCUCCUUGCAAACAUUGUGGCAAAAUAGGUCAUGUACCAUUCAAAUGUUGGAGAAGGCCAGAUGCCAAAUGUAAGAAAUGCAAUCAGCUUGGACAUGAAGCUAUAAUUUGCAAAAGCAAGAAUCAGGAAGCUAAUGCCCAAGUUGUUGAUCAGGAUGAAGAAGAUCAAAUUUGA
Molecule: messenger RNA, 759 nt
Organism: Jatropha curcas
Lineage: Eukaryota; Viridiplantae; Streptophyta; Magnoliopsida; Malpighiales; Euphorbiaceae
Source: RefSeq, a predicted model, not a curated record